Plasmodium berghei ANKA is the source of this 1452-nucleotide messenger RNA. Its product is annotated as conserved Plasmodium protein, unknown function. The record is from RefSeq and is a predicted model, not a curated record. The transcript has a single exon. Lineage: Eukaryota; Apicomplexa; Aconoidasida; Haemosporida; Plasmodiidae. The coding region runs from base 1 to 1452 and encodes 483 amino acids.
AUGACACAUUUUCCCAAAAAUGGAGAUACUAAUAUUAUGCAUAAAUAUAAAAAAAAAAAUUUGGAAAUGAGGAAAAUGAAAGGUACAAUAAUUAUGGGGGGGAAAGCUAAUGGAAACAUGGAUAGUGGUACGUCUCUCAGGACGUUAGGGAAUGGAAAUAGCUUUAAGCUUAAUUCGAACUUCAUAAAUGAAGAAAAGGACAAAUCAGAAAAAAAUAGCUAUAACAAUAAGUAUCACUCGAAUAAAUCAUUUGCAAGUAGCACACCCACAAGUAAGGUAUUUACAAAUACGUCUAUUGUAAAUAAAUUAGCAUAUAGCAGAUCUAGCACUUCAAGCAAAUUUGGCUACAAAAAUACAUUAAAUAAUGAUAAUAGCUCGAAAAGUUCCGAAAAAAAAAAAAAAAAAAAAAAAAUGAAAAAUGACAUGAACGGCAAGGUAAUAAAAAGAAACGACAAUUUAGCUAACGAAACGAUUGAUAAAAAAAAAAGCGCCUCAAAAAAUAUAUCAAAAAGUUUUAAUUUAAAAAAAAAUAAUAUAAUUUCUUCAAAUAUAAAUAUCAAUUCAAACACAAAAAAAAAUUAUAAGCACGGAAAAAUAUUAUCACAACCCGAAAAAUUAACACAAACCGAAAAAAUAUUAAAAAAAGAUAAUAAUAAUAAUAAAGUUUUAAAAAAUAUUAUAGAAGGAAUGGAAUCUAGUAUGGAUAAUAAGCAAGUUGCAGAAAAUAUUGAAGAUAAUGAGAUAAUAAAAAAUGAAGAUAUAUCAUAUGAAACAAAGACAGAUAUUCAAAGUGGUCAAAAUGAAUCUAUGCAAAAAACAGAUGAAAUAAAAGAAAAUAUACAAAACGGAUAUAUAAAAAAUGAAAAUUUAAAAGAAAACAUAAAUCAAGAAUCUGUUAAAAAUUCAGUAAUAAAUGAUAAUACAGAAAAAAAUGAUAAAAAUGAACAAGUUAGUUAUGAAAAAACAGUUGGAGAUGAAUUUAAUAUUGAUAAAACAAAUAUACAUAAAUAUGAAAUUCUUACUCCCCAUUUUAUAAAAGGAAUAUAUGAACCAAUUAAUGAUAUAUUUUCUGAAGAAAACAAAAACCGUUCUUAUAUUAAUAUAGAUAAAACAACUACAAGUUUAUUACCAGGAUAUAAAUCUGUAACAUUUGAAGAAUUAAACAAUCCAAAUUAUAACAUAAAUAAUAUACAUCAAAAUAAUAUGUAUCCAUCAUCCAUGUUUUACCCCCCUUUUAAUUAUAUACCAAUUAUGAACUGUAAUAAUUUAAAAGAAGCUUAUAUUUUAAAAAAUAAUGUAAUGUUAAAUAAUUAUUUAUUAACUUCAGCUGAUAUAUCAAAAGGUACUAUACAUAGACAGUAUAAUGUUGGAGUUACAUAUCCUUAUGGGGUUCCUUAUAUUGAUGUUAGAAAAAUUAAGAAUUCAUAUAGUCAGAAAAAGACAAAAAUAUGA